AUGCAACAAUUUAUUGUAUUCUCAUCGCUCGUCAUUUUAGCAAUCAGUCAGGAAACGUUUAAAUGUCAAAAUGGUGAAGUCUCGAAAAUUCCAUGUAAAAGUGGAUUCUUGGGGCGAAAGUCGUGUGAAGACACCACGAAAACUUGUGAAGGUGGCAAAUUUUGCUGCUCUGCGCCUUUAAAAACCACCAAGCCGCCACGUGGCGCCUCAAAGACGACGUCAGCCGCCACUUCGAGUCCAGCUUGUGAUGGAUGCGACGUCGUCACAAGACACCGAUGCUUCCUCUCAAUGCAUAGCUACGAGACCAACACAACAAUUUCUCCUUCUUCAGAAUGCCUUAAAUGUCAGAAUUGUUGUGCCGACGCAUUUCCCGAUCGAUGUGCGGUUUGGAAGAACAAAAAGUUUUGCGAGCUGGAAUGGUAUUCGAACGAUAAACGAAAAAUUCUGUGCGGAAAAACUUGUGGAUUAUGCUAA
Messenger RNA from Caenorhabditis bovis, 474 nucleotides. Lineage: Eukaryota; Metazoa; Nematoda; Chromadorea; Rhabditida; Rhabditidae. The record is from the annotation of a GenBank genome assembly.